AAGCGCAUCCACCGAACGGAAGCGUACGAUCGCCUUAGUCAAGUAGCUCAAGACUCCGAGACCAGCCACAGUCGUACUCAGAAGCACACGAAUUGCUCUCGUGGUAACAUCAAAUUCACUAUUGGAUCGGACUGUGCCGUCAGUUGAGCCAGAGACCUCGACAGAGACGGAUCAUCGGUAAUCUUAAGUGACUUUAGUGAUCUUGAAGUGAGUGAUUUCUGUGACAAAAACUAUCCAGAAAGUGCGAAACCCAUUGAAAAUUGCUAAAUAUACAUUUUUUUUAUUGUAAAAAGUGACUCUUGGCAUUUUUUGCCAAAAAAAAAAACAAAGUUGAGAUUGAUUAUCUCACAGAAAAUUCCAUAACUGAUCUUCGAAAACCAGUGAUCGUGAAGAUGGUGACGGGAAUAGGAAGUGUGCCAGGAUCUCAAGGAACACAAGGAAGUGUUAUAAAUAGUGUUGCCAUUCCAUCAGUACAUCCGGCUGAACCAACAAAACGACCCAGUGACAAUCGACGGGUGAGUUAUAAGAUCAUGAUCAAUUGAAACAUAAAAAUAAAAGGAAAAAAGAAAUUAAAAAUUUAUGAGUAAAAUCCCAACAAGUGCUUCAUCUUGCAAUAAACAACUCGAUGACGACAGUGUGCUAAUGGAUUUUAAUUGCUACUCCACGUGCCUGCGAUUUAUUUUUGCAUGCGAGACACAAUGCCACAUUUUUCACUGCUGUGAUCUUUAUUCCCAGAGCAAAAGCUAUAAGACAAAAAAAAUAAAUCUAGUGAUAUCAAAACGUGACGGGAUGUAGAUGGGCGGAGAGUGAAUCUAAAAUUGCAAUCAAGUGAGCAAUAAACCCAUAAUGGAAAAGAGACGACGAGCGAGGAUCAAUAAUUGCUUGAAUGAACUAAAGACACUGAUUUUGGAUGCCACCAAGAAAGAUCCCGCGAGACAUUCAAAGUUGGAGAAGGCUGAUAUCCUGGAGAAAACAGUUAAACACCUCCAAGAGCUUCAGCGGCAACAAAUGAUUCUCUCGCAAGCGACAGAUCCCAGUGUCCUCAAUAAAUUCAAAGCGGGAUUCACAGAAUGUGCAAAUGAAGUGCGUCGCUUCCCGGAUAUUGAGGUGGGUGUGAAGAGGCGCCUAUUGCAGCAUCUCAGUUUCUGUAUAAAUGGUGCCAAGACAGACCCAGAAAGCUCAGCAAUUGCAAGUCCAAACACGACAGUUCAGGUGCAUAUUCUCCCAUCACCGCCCAGUAGUCCUGAACAGGAUGCACCUCAGCAUCAUGUAACAAUGACCUCGAAUGGAUAUUUCCUGGUGAAUGGAUCUGGCAAUGGGAUUCAGCUAAUACCCACAAAAUUAGCAAAUGGGAAUAUUGCAUUCAUGCUCCCGCAGACAAUGCCAUCAAAUCCUGUUCCCAUGCUCAUUCCCAUCCCCACGAGGACAGCUUCAACAUCCUCAGCGGCCUCAAAUACGUCUUCCAAUGGCGUCUCUAGGGACAGUAUGACCUCACCCACCUACUACGCUCCUCUAUCACCAACCAACAGCUACGAUGCUCAGGACCUGAAACCACCUUCACCUACUCCCAUGACCUCUAGGUCUCCAGAUCCCAACAAUCCUGUUCCCCUUGCUCUUGUAAUGCGCAAGAGCUACGACAGUCCGCCUGAAGAUGACAAACUCUGGCGGCCCUGGUGAUCAACACGGUGUGGGUGAUGGCGACCUCUCUAUCCCUUCCCUCCCACCAGAGGCGUCUAUAUUUAUUGAGUGUCGGCGAGUAGCUAUAAAUUACUCGAGUCACGCGGAUCCCACGAAAAAGUGGCAGCCCGAUCAAAAAUAUCAACUGGGUUCAAUGAGAUCUCCCUCUGUCUUACUUCGCGCGGGCAUCACACAUGAUCGCAAGUUGCGAAUCUAUUUGCAGAUAUGCACGCCAUUUCCCCCACACUUCCUCAGUGGGGGAGCUGCUCACAUGAGAAUAUCGCGUCCAAGGAGACUAACACCAUCCACACAUCGGCAGAGUGGACAAUGAGAGUGAGUGCAGAAAUAUUUUUAUUUUUGUUGCAAAGACAUAUUUUGUAUAACGGAAAAGAAUUGAGAAAAUUAAAUUAAGACAAAUUAAUAUUUGUGAAGAAUGAAGAAAAGAUUUAUUGUUUAGUAAAAUUUGACCAGGAGGAGAGUGUGGUAAGGUCUUAAGACAGAAAAAGAGUCACGAUCAUAAAAAUUCUUGUGUGAGAAGAUUUUAAAAGUAAAAGAGAAUUUCAAUAAAAAAAAUUGUAAUUAAAAAUUGA
This is a messenger RNA of Phlebotomus papatasi, 2267 nucleotides long. It is a transcript of the gene hry, whose product is annotated as protein hairy. The transcript has 3 exons. NCBI's taxonomy places the organism in Eukaryota, Metazoa, Arthropoda, Insecta, Diptera, Psychodidae. Gene Ontology annotation, cellular component: nucleus. The coding region runs from base 847 to 1677 and encodes 276 amino acids. The record is from RefSeq and is a predicted model, not a curated record. Gene Ontology annotation, biological process: anterior/posterior pattern specification; regulation of neurogenesis; regulation of transcription by RNA polymerase II. Gene Ontology annotation, molecular function: RNA polymerase II cis-regulatory region sequence-specific DNA binding; protein dimerization activity; DNA-binding transcription factor activity, RNA polymerase II-specific.